UCUAUUUCUCUAUCGUUCCUCUUCCCGGUGACGCUUCUCCUCCCCUGCACUCUUUCUGUCGUCGCCGGUACACCGGCGCUGGAGGUUCUUUCCGGCGAUUCGUGGUCAUUCCUCGGCGGUGGGUUCGUCUUACUUUCCUCCGUCUGAUUCAGUUUUCCAUCGGUCCUCGCUUUCUCCAUCAAUCUCUCCCUUUAGCAAAUUGAUGAACAAAGAACUAUGAAUGGCCUUCACGGAGACGAUGCCCAAAUGCACAUUGGGGAAGCACAAGAUCCGAUGCAUGUACAAUAUGAGCAUCAUGGUUUGCACCACAUCAACAAUGGAAACCGUAUGGUUGAGAUGCAUGCUGAUGGUGGCACCACUGGUCGGGUGAAUGGAGGAGUGGAAACAGACAUUCCUUCUCACACUGGAAAUUUUUCAGACAAUCGUGGUGAAGUGGUUGACCGUGGUAGUGAAAAUGGAGAUCAGCUGACAUUGUCUUUUCAAGGCCAAGUUUAUGUCUUUGACAGCGUCUCGGCUGAGAAGGUCCAAGCUGUGCUUCUACUGUUAGGAGGCCGUGAAUUACCGCAGGCUGUUUCUCCAGCUGUAGGGCCGACAACUCCUCAGAACAAUAGGGGUUUUUCUGGUAUUCCUCAAAGGUUUAGUGUCCCCCAACGGUUGGCCUCCUUAGUCAGAUUCCGAGAGAAACGAAAGGGGAGGAAUUUCGAUAAGAAAAUCCGGUACACAGUUCGUAAAGAAGUUGCCUUGAGGAUGCAACGUAAUAAAGGUCAGUUCACAUCUGCCAAAUCAAACAAUGACGAUUCUGCAUCAGCAGGAUCAAACUGGGAGUCAAACCCCACCUGGGGCAUUGAAGGGACCGAAUCUCAGGCUCAAGAGAUUUCGUAAGUUAAAAAAAUAUGCUU
Messenger RNA from Tarenaya hassleriana, 899 nucleotides. Its product is annotated as GATA transcription factor 28-like. Gene Ontology annotation, molecular function: protein binding. Bases 217 to 882 code for a protein of 221 amino acids. Gene Ontology annotation, biological process: regulation of DNA-templated transcription. The transcript has 5 exons. NCBI's taxonomy places the organism in Eukaryota, Viridiplantae, Streptophyta, Magnoliopsida, Brassicales, Cleomaceae. The record is from RefSeq and is a predicted model, not a curated record.